Molecule: messenger RNA, 1015 nt
Organism: Hemibagrus wyckioides
Lineage: Eukaryota; Metazoa; Chordata; Actinopteri; Siluriformes; Bagridae
Product: guanylyl cyclase-activating protein 2-like
Exons: 4
Coding region: 1-582 (193 amino acids)
Biological process (GO): visual perception
Cellular component (GO): cone photoreceptor outer segment; photoreceptor inner segment
Molecular function (GO): calcium sensitive guanylate cyclase activator activity; calcium ion binding
Source: RefSeq, a predicted model, not a curated record
AUGGGACAAACUCAGCACCUGGAGAAAACCGAACAUGCAGAGAUUGACGUCAUUACACUUCAGGACAUGUAUAAAAAGUUUGUGACCGAAUGUCCUAGCGGCCUUUUGUUCCUGCAUGAAUUUAAGAAGUUCUUCGGAGUUGGACCCUCCGGGGAAGCAUCGGAGUAUGCCGAGAGUAUGUUUCGAGCUUUUGACAAGAACGGGGACAACACUAUUGACUUCUUGGAGUUUGUGGCUGCAUUGAAUUUGGUGUUCAGGGGAGAUUUAGAGCACAAGCUGAGAUGGUCAUUCAAAGUGUACGACAAGGACGGCAACGGCUUUAUAGACAAAGCUGAACUCAGAGCGAUUGUUGAAAUUAUAUAUCAUGUCAGGAAAGUAAACAGGAAAGAUCCCGAGGUUUCCCCUGAUGAAAUCUGUGAAAGGAUCUUCAAAGUGGUCGAUGUGGAUGGAGAUGGUCAGAUUACACUGGAGGAGUUUUUAGCAGGGGCUCAGAAAGAUCCCUGGAUCCUUAACAUGUUGCGUUUAGACAUGAAUCCAUACAGCUGGGUGGUGGAACAGAGGAGGAAAAGCGCUCACUUCUGACAUGAAAAACGUCUCUGCAGGAAAUCUGCAGGGAAAAUCAGUUGUGUUGUAAAGUUGUAUGUCAGUUGGAUUGUAUUAGAGCCGUUAUUUUCACCACUGAUACUAUAAAUAUAAAUACAAAACUGUUAUGAAUGGAUUGCCUUAUUCAAGCACUUACUAUGUAUUAAAUAUGUCAUCUUUGUAGCUGUAAUGUAUGAAUAAUAAUAAAAAAUAAUAAUAAUAAUAAUAAUACACAUACAUUUUAAUGGGUUUUGUAUUUUUAGUUUUUUUCAGUGGAUUUCUUUUGUGAAUUACUGUCUAUGCUUUAUUAUUUUAUAUUGUGUCCUCAUUUACAGAUGCAGAUAUAACGUCAAUUAUGGAGUGUGGAGGCUUUGAUUGAAAGGGUUAAUAUAACUAUAACCAGGGAAUAGAUUGGGAUUUUUAUGCACCGAUG